GCAGAUAGAUGGCUUAAGGCAGAGGUGCACACUACAGAUCUGAUCGCAAGAAUUCAGCCCAAUCCCUCGUCUGAGGAGCGUCGAAACGCUGUGGCCAGCUAUGUCCAGCGUCUGAUUACAGAGUGCCUCUCCUGCCCAUUGGUAAUAGAUGGAAGUCGACGUGGUCUUGUUCUGGUUCUGAUUGAGGAAGUUGAGCACCGUGAUCAUAGGCGUUCAGGACAUAAUGAAGAUUGAGGAUUUACAGAGGCAAGUCGUAGAUUUACAGCGACGAUGGGAAUUUAAAAGAUUGCGAGAUCUUAGAUUGUGACUCUGAGUCUAUCUCUGAGAAUCUGUAUCACCAUAGGGCUACAUACCAGGAAUGUUGUGGUCGGGAGGAGCCUCAUGGAGACUUCAAUUUUCGGGUUGAUUUGCUCAAAUUUUCUAAGGUUUCGUUGAUUGGAUCAGUAAAGUGGAGCGGAUCUUUGAUUAUGAUUGAAAGUUAAAUUGGUUGCCUUUAAACUCAGAGGUCUAGCACUGGUAUGGUGGGAGCACUUGUGACUCUCACGGGACUGACAAGGCAAUGCCAAGAUUAAGGAUUGAGAGAAGAUGAAAGAUCACUUUUUUCCUUUCGGAUACACUCAAUUUCUAUCUCAUCAACUUCAUACAUUGAGGCAAGAUGUAAGUUCCCAACAUGCCGUAGUUGGUGAAAAGUCACAAUACCGAAAGCCAAUGACUAAGGGUGAUCAAAACCGUUGGCCAACUUACCUUCAGUAUUUGCGUUCUAUCCGGCAGUCACCACAUGAUAAUAAUUUAUUAUUGAGGAAGGCGGGGGAGACGAGACCGAGGUGAAUAAUGACCCAAUCUAUGACGAAGAUAAAGUAGAAGAAAUUAUCGAAGAAGUUGAUGAUGUGCUUCAUGGUGAGACAGUGCAGCUUGUAAGUUAUCCAAAAGAUGUUUUUGGCUUCUCAUGACAGUCCAACUUUGAAUUAUUCACCGGACAAGGUAGCCACAUCAGAAAGUUCUUCUGCGAGCAUUCUUGAGAUGGCAAUGCAAAGCACAUCACCAACAAAUAAUGUUGGAUCUAGGGGAACAUGUAUAAUGGAGGUUCAGUGGAGUGUCUUCAGUCUUGGCACACAGCAGUUUGACAAUGAUGGGUUGGAAACUUCUUCAGAUUUCUUUGUUGAGAAUGUCAAUCCAUCCUCUGACAAAUUGAAUUCAAAUGCUGAUUUUAAUUUUCUCCAUGUGGAAAAUCAUGUUAAAAACGUGGACACACACACACACACAUUCCCAGAGUAAUCAAGAGUUGCAGCUUUUCAGUUCAGUUAUUGAUCAGAACACAAGUGGUGUAGAUGCACAAUACUGGGAGACUUCACCCUGGUUGGAAGUAUGAUUCAAUCACUGGGCAAUGGUAUCAGUUGGAUGGCUAUAAUAAAAGCAUAAUUACACAAGAUAAUUAUACAUCAUCAGGAGUAGAUUCACAGGGAAAUUUUAAUGACAGUGUAGAAGCUGCUGCUGCCACUUCUAACUUGGGUAGUUCAGAAGAUCUAUAUCUUCAGCAAAUUUCGCAGUCAGCCCCGGAGACCAUAGCUGAAGAAAGUACAUCGGCUAAUACUGCUACAACUUACAAUUGGGACAUUGUUUAUCAGGAGAACAUGGAAUUCCCUCCUAAUAUGGUCUUUGAACCUCAGUUUCCAGGGUGAUAUUAUGAUACCAGCCCCCAGCAGUGGUAUACCCUGGAGUCGUACACUCAGAUUACAAAAAUACCAAAUGUAGCUCAGAAUGAGGGUAUUGCUUCAGCUGGCUUCUUAGAAGGGAGCUCUAGUGUAUAUGAUGAAGUUGGUCGACCUGAUCAAAGAACUGAUAUAUCCCUAGGGAGCCAAGAGUUUGGCACUGGGCUGAUCUAUCAAGCAGCUACCCUCAUCAGCAACAUGCUGUAGGCGAAACAAAUUGGCAAAAAUAAAUUUUCUCAAAACCAGCAGAUGCAGAGCUUUUAUAACCCAAGAAUUAUCUUCAAAAUCUGCACAUAGAAUGCAACAAAGUUUAUCCAACAUCUUUUUAGGCAGUCAUAACACAGUUGGCUUUCAACAGUCAUCAUUUUAAGAUACAAAGGCAAUAAGACAUGAAGCUUUCACACACAUGGAUGACCAGAAAGAAUUUGUGCAAACUGAGCUGAAUGAUUUGUUUCCACAUCUUCUUGUUAAUAUUGGUUCUGGAGUUAGCAUUAAUAAGGUGGAGGUGAAAGGGGAAGUCAUAGAAGUGCUAGAAUGGUUUAAAUGUCAUCUUCCAAUACUUGAUUGUGAUCUGCUUAUAGGGGAGAUUUUUUGAGAAAUUUGCUGUAAAAGAAAACAGGGAGUUCCAAAGUAUGAUGGGAUACUCAAAUCAAUUCCUUAACAUCGGGAAACAAAACUCAAAAACAUUUAACUUCCCAAUGGCAUUUCAAAAUAUAUUUCCACAUCACUAAGUUGCAAAUGUGGUUGUUUCUGAUCGUGUGGUCGACUCACCCUAUUGUCGGGAGAUUAUGGAGAUUCAAUCAAUUUGCAAAAGAAGAUGAAGUCCAGCUAGUAGAUUUUAUCGAGUUGAUACCACCGGACACUACUUUAAACUCGAGAUCGGUUUGUUUUUUUCAAUUCGGGGCGACUAAUGCAGGAAGAUGAUGAUUUUUAUUAUUUUUAGUUUUUUUUAAUUUCUGGGUUUUUUUGGUGUUUUAGGUAUUUUUGGUAAAUUUUAUCUUUUAUAUUUUUGAAUUUUGAGUCCGUUUAACGAUUUUUAGGAUUAUGAAUCUGAAAUUUUCUUUUUUGUUAGGAUUUCUUUCAUUUACAAGUUUGAAAUUUGGGUUUAUAUUGUAAGAUUUCUUUUCUUUCUUUGUGUCUUAGGGUUUAGAGUCUAUAUAUUUCAUUUUUUUUGGUAAAACCUAGAGAACGGUAGGUUUCUCUUUGUUUUUGGUUGUUUCUCUUUUUACCUUCUCAAUUCUCCAUUUUCGUCAUCUCGCAGGAUAAUCGCUAUCUGCUCGAGCAUGUGUGUGAUUGCCAUAGUACUAGCAAUUUGAAAAUGCACAUUCAUCUAUGACCAAACGAAUGUGCUACGGUAAAAUGCUUGCAUGUCUACCAAUGAGUCAACUCAAGGUUUUCACAUUUGGGUCAGUUCCUCUCAAGACCUAUUUACCUGAUGGAGACAUAGACCUUACUGCAUUCGGUGAUAAUGAGAAUAUGAAGGAUACGUGGGCUGCUGCAGUCUGUGCUGUAUUAGAGAAAGAAGAGAAAAAUGAAAAUGCUGAAUUCCAAGUAAAAGAAAUUAAAUAUAUCCAAGCUGAGGUAAAGCUUAUAAAGUGUCUCGUUGAAAAUAUUGUCGUUGAUAUCUCUUUUAAUCAAGUUGGUGGUCUAUGCACACUCUGUUUUCUGGAAGAGAUGGACAAAGUAAUAGAUCGAAAUCAUCUAUUCAAACGGAGCAUUAUAUUAAUCAAAGCAUGGUGUUAUUAUGAAAGUCGAAUAUUGGGUGCUCAUCAUGGUCUUAUAUCAACAUAUGCAUUGGAGACACUGGUGCUUUAUGUAUUUCAUGUCUUCAAUAAUUCAUUUCUUGGUCCACUUGAGGUCUUGUAUCGGUUUCUGGAAUUCUUUAGUAACUUUGAUUGGGACAACUACUGUAUUAGUCUUAGGGGACCGGUACCUAUCCGUUUCCUUCCAGAUAUUUCUGCGGAGCCUCCUCGAAAAGAUGAUGGCAAAUUGUUGUUUACCAAAGACUUUAUUGACAAAUCCACUGCAGAAUAUUCUGUCAUGCCUGGUGGACAAGAAAAUCACAGCCAACCUUUUGUUUCGAAGCAUUUUAAUGUUAUUGAUCCUUUAAGGACAAACAACAAUCUUGGACGCAGUGUGAGCAAAGGCAAUUUCACCAGAAUACGUAGCGCUUUUGCAUUUGGAGCCAAAAGAUUAGCGAGGUUACUUGACUGCCCAAAAGAUGCUAUAAUUAUGGAAUUAAAUGAGUUUUUUACUAACGCAUUGAUAAGACAUGGUACUGGUAAUCGUCCUGAUGUUCAUAGCUUGAAUUUACAACCUUUUCAACAACUGAAAACUCUUCCAAUUGAUUCAAAAAACCUAAACACCAGUACAAGUGUCCAAAAGAAAUUUGAGAAUGGAAUAUGGCGAGUUGUUGAGGAGCAUUUCCCUGAAACUAGCCAAAGUUCUCUUAAUUCAGUUAAUGAAAUGAUUUGUAAUCAGGAAAUGUAUAAGGCUAACACUUUAUCUGUAGUUGCUCAUGAUGAGUGUCAGACGAGUCGCAUAAAACAGAUCAAUUCAGGAUGUAUUGAUCAACUGGGAAGAAGCCAUGGCUCCACAGGAUUUGUUCAAAGUAGCAAAACCCAGAAAACUUUGAAAUCUAAUUACUCUGUCAAUCCAUGGCAAGAGCAGGGUAAACUUCAUUUUGUGAGGACUAGAUCUAGUCCUAACCUGACAGAAACAUGUUUGGAUUUAUCUCGAGCAAGGCAUAGUAGAGCAAUGGAAACAGUGAAAGUACAAAGCCAAGUAAAGUUUGAUUCUGGUAUCAGUAGGAAAAACAUGGGAUCUGAAAUGACAAGCAGUCAUAAUUCCAAGUCUUUUGAUGAUUAUACAUCAAAGUGGCAGAUUGCAUCACACAAAAACUUUGAUAUGGCUUUUGACACAAAUAAUGUUUCAAAUAGCCAUCAGGGUUAUUGUGGAUUUUCUAACAUGGGGGAUGAACUUGCUUCUGUAUCAGAGACCUUGGAAAUGCAGCAGGAAGAACAAGACUUGGUGAACAUGAUGGGAUCUUCUGAUAUUCAUAGUUUUAAUGGACAGGUUACAUAUCAAAUGCCUAUAGCUGCAUAUAGUUUGCCACUAACAUUUUCGCCUGUUCCAACUUCAAUGGGUUAUGCUAAGAGAAAUUUGGAUGGAGUUCUGCCUUCAAAUUUGCCUCCUAUUGGGGCUCCCUGGAUGGAGUCUAUGCAAUUUAAUCAAAGUCUUACUUCCUUCCCCCUUUAUCAUUACAUCAAUGUUGCAACAUUUAGUUCAAAUGCAGAUGCCAUUAUUGAUUCUUCUAAUGAUGGUUCUGCAGUAGUGGAGCUCAAGGCAGAUGAAGUUGGUCACAACCACUUGAAGGAAGACGAGGCUGUACUCUCCAGAGGGUCUAAUCCUGGUCACGAUGUUUCUCUUGACAAAAAUCAACAGAAACUAAAAGGCAGUUUGACCUUAAGUCCCACAGCAAGAGACAUCAAUUAUUGUUUGACCACAAGUCCCACAGGUAGAGGCAUCAAAUCUGGUUUGUCACGGGAAUAUGAUAGGGUAGGCAGAGAAGAUAGAAGUUCGAUUAGAGAAGAUACUAAUGCCUCAUUUCAACCCAAAACAACUAAAGGUGAUGAUAUUCAAUCUAAUUCCUGGACUGCAAAUCCUAAGCUUUUCCCUCUGGCGCUGGCACAUUCUUCUAGAGGUAAAUCUGUAUUAGAAAAUCAUAGAGACAAGCCAUCUGCAACCUCAGAGUCUGCCAGGGAGAAAUGGGGUAGAAGAUCAAGUUCAUCAGUUUCACCAUCCCCUCAUGGAAAAGACAACGGUAGAUUGCAAUUUGAGGGUUCCUCUGACAAUGGCUUGGUCAAGGUAAAUAAUGAUGUUCCAGAUUGGAUAUCCUCAACUGCAGGAAAUGAUAUGCCUGAAAGAGUCACAGAAUCAGCAUCUUUGGUUGCAUCAGUUUUGAGAAGCCAGCAUCUACUGGGUCAUGAAUCUGAGCAAAAUCAAUCAGAUUCAUUGACCCCUUUUGCACCAGUUCUUGUUGGCACUUCCGAGCAGAGGGUUACAGAUUAUUGCAAGUUUAUCCCUACAUUUGUUGCUACCGGUCCACCAGUUCCAUACUUGGUAUUUCCCUUUGGUAAUUUCAUGCCCAACUCUGGAAAACCAGAUGGAUAUGCAGGGCAAUUGGAUAGGGAGGAAGAGUCAGAUCAGUUUCAAGCAAGUCCUGAACACAACAUUGAUUUAUUGGAGAACCUUGAGCAAUCUAAGGCUAUAGUGAGCCCAACUGUCUCAAGGAAUUCUGCUUCUGAGUUCUCCAAGGAAUCUGCUUCUGACAUUCUAAACAGUGACCUCAAUGGCCAUCAGCAAAAUCUAGUAUAUGGACGGUUCUGCCAAAACCCUUAUAAUGGAACUUUAUUCUACUCAUCGCCACCUUUUGUAGGGUCACAAAUCUAUCUUCCCAGUCAUUAUCCAUGUGAUGGUCCUGGCAGAUCUCUCACUGCUAAUCUGAACUAUGCACCACCUAUGGGAUACAGUUCUCGUUUGAUGCCUGUUAUGCCACUCCAGUCUGGUCCUGGUGGGACCUUUGUUGCCUUCCAACAUAAUGUAGAUGAAGCACCAAAACAUCGUGCUGGUACUGGAACUUACCUUCCCAAUCCUAAGGUUUCUUAUAGAGAUCGACAAACUAAUUUGAGGAAUCGUGGGAGCCGGAACUAUGACCAUAAUGAUCCUGGGGACAGACCAAGAGCUUUUGAUCGCCAUCACAGCUGCAACCAAUCUGAUAGAGCAAGUAGUCGGCCUGACCGCCUUCCUGCAGCCAAAAAAUCAUGAGGAUAAAAAGAUGGGAGUCAUACAAGCUUGAGCCUCUCAUCCACAGAGAUCAUGACCACCCAUUUGCAUCUACAAAUUCACCGAAUAACCUAGAAAAUGCCAUGGCAUGUACCUGCAAUUUGCUUCCAGUUUGAAUGGUGUUCUUCCAACUGACCAACUAAUGCCUCCUGUUGUAUUCAUGUGCCCAUAUGAUCCAGGAAUUGUAAAUGGUUAGCCUGCUGACCGACUUGAGUUCAGUUCUCUGCGGGCUCUGCAUCUACCUAAUGGCACAAAAGAAACCCUAGAAUAGGAGUUUCAGAAGGUGAAUGGGAGAUAAAUCAUAUGGCCAGCUUAUAGUCGAUCGUCAAGUGAUUAAAGAAUGGAAGGAGUUUUUUCUCAAGGGCACGUGCCCACAUAGAGGUUCUCAUUCUUCUCCAGAUCAACCUUCUUCAGCAUAACUAUAAAUGUUACUCAUUUCGGUUGUAGUUUUUCCAAAAUUUUCUUCUGUGUACAUAUUCAUGUUGUAGCUUAUUUUUGAAGGCAGAAAAAGAAAAUGAAAAUACGGUAGAAGCAAAUAAAGACAUCACUGACAUGAAUGUCGUCUUCCCAGGUGGUCUUGUUAAUGCUUCCUUUUCAAUUCCCUUGUCUUAUAGUCACAACUUUGCUGAUC
Zingiber officinale is the source of this 7185-nucleotide messenger RNA. RefSeq lists its product as uncharacterized. The coding region runs from base 3042 to 6536 and encodes 1164 amino acids. Lineage: Eukaryota; Viridiplantae; Streptophyta; Magnoliopsida; Zingiberales; Zingiberaceae. The record is from RefSeq and is a predicted model, not a curated record. The transcript is spliced from 10 exons.